AUGCCGCACCAGCUAAACCACGACACUCACGGCUACUUGGCUGUAACAUUCUCCCCCAACUCAUCGUUCCUCAACGCCCCAUCGAGCCUGAUCAAUGCUUAUCCGGGAUUGCAAUACCAAGGCCAAGUCGGCGAGCUAAGCGAUGUGCAUCUUUACAGCAUGCCCAAAGACAUCUGGCUGAGCGCUCGGGACGAUGUUCUGGGUGGACUCAAGAAGGAUGGCGACGUUGUCUACGUGGAGGAGCAGGUUCCAAGACAGCGCGUGAAGCGGGGCGGAGAUGAACUGUAG
This is a messenger RNA of Psilocybe cubensis, 288 nucleotides long. RefSeq lists its product as uncharacterized. The coding region runs from base 1 to 288 and encodes 95 amino acids. NCBI's taxonomy places the organism in Eukaryota, Fungi, Basidiomycota, Agaricomycetes, Agaricales, Agrocybaceae. The record is from RefSeq and is a predicted model, not a curated record. The transcript has a single exon.